ACAAAUCAUCCAUCAUGAAGCUGAAGUUGCAGGAAAAGUCAACCUUUAUGGAGAGGUUCAAGAACAAAGCAACUCGGAUGGACAAAGAAGGUCACAUUGGAAUAGUCAAGAGAGCUAAAUAACCCUAUUACAAUCUCUCAGAACAAUAGUUUGAAAAUGCAGCCCUUACCAAGGAAAUCGGCCUCCAAGGAUAUCAUACGGCAUAAGAGAGCAGUUUCUCAUGACUAUUCAAGCCAAUACAAUACAAAUAGGAACAAAUCUUACUCUAAAAGUGGGGAGAUCAAACUGAGAAGACAUAAGCGUGGAAUCAGCUUGAGUGAUGUGGGAAACUCUAUUAUUAACAGCAACGAAAAUUUUACACCUUCAAAUAAAGGACACUCCAAGGGAAUAUACAAGCUUGAUAGUUUCGACGAUCAUGUCUCCCACUACUCUGAGAUGAAGUCCAGAGAUAGAAAUAGAUUACUCAAGGAAGAUGCUCCAAGAUAUAGUAUCGGUGUUCCAGAGACAUCAUCGGUUAAGCUGAAAGUAGAAGAAACUAAAGGAAAGGAUUCUAAUUAUAAUGAUGCUAUGCUGAUUAAUGGAAGGAAGAGUUUGGGCUAUUAUCAAAAGUUUUUCAAAUAAAUUUCAGAAUGAUAUUAACGAUCACAGCAAAAGCUUUAAAAAUUACAGGACCAAGCCCAGGAAUGUGCUAAAUUAUAAUGAGUCCCGCCCAACUCAGAAGCAGUUACAACUAGAAGAGUUUAAUUUAAACCUGAAAUUGAACCGGAUAUCGAAGCAUGGAAAGAAGAACAAUGAGAAAAUCAAAGUUCCAGUUCUGAACAAGGUGUUGAGAAAUAGGCUCCAAAAUUCUCAGAUUGUUUCUUAUGAAACCAAGGGGUCAAGGAUUUCUGACAGUUUUAACCCAUUGACAAAUGAGAGUCUUUUCGAGAAAUUUAAGGCCAAAUCUUAUCUGAAUAAUAAAAGUUCAAUUUCUUAG
Molecule: messenger RNA, 976 nt
Organism: Moneuplotes crassus
Lineage: Eukaryota; Ciliophora; Spirotrichea; Euplotida; Euplotidae
Source: the annotation of a GenBank genome assembly